AUGGCGUCGCCUCCAGUGCUCCAUGUAGCGGGCUUUAAGAGCUGCGGCUUUUAUCGCCGUGUCGUCCAAGUAGUGAGCUCCCUGACGGUCCUCUUUCCAACUCGUAUUCGCGUCCAAGAACACGAAUUUGAAGAUCGAGCUUCCUAUCGCAAAUUCUUGAUUGACGAUGCCUUUCGCGACAAGUUUGACAGUCCGAGCGCCAAGGAACAUUCGUCGUCUCCCUUUUGUUGGUUUUCCUCCGACACUGAGUCCGAAAAUAAGGAAUCCUUUUUGGGAGGACACGACGAUGCACUCGAAUGGUGUCGUGGCUUUUUGAAUCCCUCCACUCCUACUACACUUGGUGCUACUACUACUAGCAAUAGUAUGCUAGACGACGGUCACACGGCCAAUCACGGGUACGAUUACGAUCUCGUGGUGAUUGGUGGUGGAUCCGGUGGAAUGGCCGCCUCCAAAGAAGCGGCCGAUUUGGGUGCCAAAGUCGCCUGUCUCGAUUUUGUCAAACCAUCGCCGGCAGGCACCACGUGGGGACUCGGCGGAACCUGUGUCAAUGUCGGAUGCAUUCCCAAAAAGUUGUUUCAUAUUGGCAGUAUGCUCAAAGAGAGUAUUCAGGAAGAUGGACCCAGUUUUGGAAUGAAUAAUCUGCCACUCAAUGGCAAUGGUGAUGAGCCACAACACCCCGAUAUUCAACACUCGUGGGAAGAACUGCGGGAAAAUGUCAUUAAUUACAUUCGAUCGCUCAAUUUCAAAUACCGCGUCCGUCUUCGCGAAAAGAAUGUCACCUAUCUCAACAAACUGGGACGAUUCGUCGACAAACACACACUCGAAGUCAAGGACAAAAAGGGAAAACUCAGUCAAAUCACGUCCUCCCGAUUCUUGAUUGCCGUCGGAGGACGGCCUACGCCGCUGGCAUGUCCCGGUGGUGAAUUGGCCAUUAGCAGUGACGAUGUCUUUUCGUUGGAAAAGAAUCCCGGCAAAACACUCUGUGUCGGAGCGUCCUACAUUUCCCUCGAAUGCGCCGGGUUCCUCGCGGGGCUGGGUAUUGAUACCACCGUGGCGGUACGAUCCAUUCUCUUGCGAGGAUUCGAUCGCGAAUGUGCCGACAAGAUUGAUGCCUACAUGGUCAAGCACGGGGUCAAAUUCAAGCGACAAGUCACACCCGCCAAAUUGGAACAAAUUGGAGAAAAAAUCAAAGUAACCUUUUCCGAUGGCACCGACGAAGAAUUUGAUACCGUGCUGGGGGCCAUUGGACGUACGGCCGAUACCGAACAAUUGGGAUUGGACAAUGUCGGUGUGGAUAUUAAUCCCAAAAACAAAAAGAUCUUGGGCAAACUAGAACAAUCCGUCUCGGCACCGAAUAUUUAUGCCGUGGGGGAUGUCUUGGAGGGAUCCCCGGAGUUGACACCCGUCGCCAUCCAAGCUGGAAUUGCGUUGGCGCGACGUCUCUUUGGUGGAUCCAAGGAACCCAUGGAUUACAUCAAUGUCUGUACCACAGUCUUUACUCCCAUUGAGUACUCUUGUGUCGGUUACUCGGAGGACGACGCCAUUGAAAAGUUUGGCCUCGACAAUAUUGAAGUCUAUCACCGCGAAUUCUUGCCUCUGGAAUGGUCCAUUUCACACGGACGAUCUGAAAACUUUGCCUUUGCCAAGGUCAUUACCGAAAAGGAGGCUCCGCAAAAGGUACUGGGCAUUCACUAUCUAGGACCGCAAGCAGGAGAAGUCAUGCAAGGAUAUGGUGCCGCCAUCAAGUGUGGAUUGACAUUUGAAAAACUCAGCAAUACAGUGGGUAUUCAUCCGACGUCGUCCGAAGAACUCGUCACAUUGAGUGUGACUAAGGCCAGUGGCGAGGAUGCCGCGGCCGGUGGAUGCUGA
This is a messenger RNA of Seminavis robusta, 1869 nucleotides long. The record is from the annotation of a GenBank genome assembly. NCBI's taxonomy places the organism in Eukaryota, Bacillariophyta, Bacillariophyceae, Naviculales, Naviculaceae.